Ostertagia ostertagi is the source of this 255-nucleotide messenger RNA. Lineage: Eukaryota; Metazoa; Nematoda; Chromadorea; Rhabditida; Trichostrongylidae. The record is from the annotation of a GenBank genome assembly.
AUGCUAAUCCGUGACAAACAGCGGGGGAUGGAAUCCAUAAACAGGCUUGAGAAGGAAGGAUGCGACCCGAAGAGGCUAAUUCUUCGGCAUAUGGAUUUGGCUCUUCUCAGCUCAGUGAGGAGUUUUGCAGAAGAGUUCAGCAAAGAGGUUCCUCAUCUCGACAUCCUCAUUUGUAACGCUGGAGUUCUGCGGCUCCCUAAGUUCGCAAAAACCGUUGAUGGAUUCGAGAAAACAUGGCAGUGCAAUUACUUAGGU